This is a messenger RNA of Selaginella moellendorffii, 2158 nucleotides long. RefSeq lists its product as uncharacterized. The transcript has 2 exons. The record is from RefSeq and is a predicted model, not a curated record. Lineage: Eukaryota; Viridiplantae; Streptophyta; Lycopodiopsida; Selaginellales; Selaginellaceae. The coding region runs from base 323 to 2074 and encodes 583 amino acids.
UUUAGGGUUCUUGCGUGGCUCACAUUUUCAAGAACCUUUUCUCGCUUGGCUUUUUUUCCGCUGUUUGUUGGAGGGUGGUGCCACUGCUGUGAUCGAUCCUCCGCCUUUUUUCUUUCUCACAGUAGUGAUGUUGAGAGUUUUCCAAAAAGUCAAACUGGUGGGGAGGAUGCUAGACUGCGACGAAUCCAUAGAGAUGAAGAUCGAAGAAUGCAGGGACAAGAGAUUGGCGGUGGUGGGAUUAGCUUAGCCGAUCCAUCGAUCGAUUACCAAACGAGGAAAGAUUCAUAGAGAGGAUUUGAAUUGGAGGCAAGAAAAGAAAGACAUGAGUCGAUCGAAUAGGAGGGUCUACCCACCGGGAAAGCUUCCACUCCAACACCCUCUGUUCGUGGAAGAGGACCCCCCAAACGACGAGAAAUCAAGGUGGGCGACUGCGCCUCCCAACAGCGGCGGAUUUGAGAGCCCUGUGAUCGCCGUCCCUUUCAAAUGGGAGCUCGAGCCAGGUGUUCCCAAACAAAAGCUCGAUCGCCAAGAACACCAGCAGCGCUGGAGGAGAGACGAGGAGGAGCUGUUGGCGAAGAAGAGCCCACCACCACCAACUGCUGACCGGGCGACGGUGGUCGAAAAGGAUCUCCAACAGAGUGAUCAUCCUGGGAAAGCCUCCCCGUCGCCAUCGCCAUCGCCAUCUUCCUCCUCCUCCUCCUCCUCCUCCUCUCUUGCUCCACCCCCGCGAUUGAUGGUGAUAAGCAGCAGCACUGGUAGAAAAGCUGGGCCGGCGCUCAGCUCUCCUCGCUCUCCCAGAUCCAUUUCCCUGUCCCGCAAGAUGAAAAGCUUGCUCCAGGGGAAGCUGGCAUCGCCCAGGAAGAUCUUCUCGGAGCAGCAGCAGCAGCAGCGCUCGAGCCUGUGGGAGUGUGAAUCCGGAAAGGUAGUCCAAGAGUUGGAUCGUCGCGUCGAGGAAGAACUGGUGGACCGCCGGUGCUGCGUUUCGAGGUGUUGCUCCAGCAACGAUAUAGUCUUCGAGGGAGAGCUUCUCGAUCUUCAUCAUCAGCCGAAGCAUCCACCACCACCAGCGCCGGCGGGAUCGAUGCCUUUCAAGAACAUGUCCAGCAUGCUCCUCGAGCUCUGGUAUGGCGGUGGAGGAUCCAGCUCCGAGUUCCCGAGAAGUCCUAUCCCUGGCUUUUUCCGUGACGAGUUUCCACUCCAGAGCUCCGGUGGCUCUAGCACUGCGAGUAGUAGCGAGUUUCCAAUCCAGAGCUCUGGUUCUAGCACUGCGAGUAGUAGCAAGAGCAUUGCCUCGCCCGUGACAAGCUCGUCCUCUUCUCCCAGCGACCUGGAGAGCCCCGGUAGCAGCACGGACAACUCGCUCGGCAGCUUCUCCAGCAGUGACUCCUCCUCCCACCACGACCACCACCAUCAAAUCUUGCACGUCCCCCGCCACGACCACGAGUUCCAGACGAGCUUUGAUUCCUGCGACGAAGUCAAGCUCUUCGGUUACGCCUCGGACGACGACGAGUACGGCGGUGGCUUCGACUUCGCUGCCGCCGCCAGCCGCGAGUUCUUCGCCAAAAACUUCUACUACCACUCGGACAGGUUCCGCGUCGAGUCGUGCGACUCUCCCUCGCUGCUCGGCGUCAAGCAGCUCGCUCGCUCGGCAGUGCCAGUGCCACCGCUCCCCAGCGCUCUCAAGUCGGGGAAGAACUCCAAGAAGUGCUUGAAGAAGGUGAGGUUCGCCUGUGUCGAGGAAGAAGUCGAGCCGGAGAAGGCCGAAGAUGGUCCGGAAGUUGACGAGGAAGAGGAUGAUGAACUCGUGGUUGCUUCGCCAUCGCCGACGAGUCCUGCUCUGUCCCGUUUCUCGUCGAGGCCAGCGUCGCGGUUCUGUAGCAUCGAGGAGGACGACGAUGGCGGCUUCUACCGGGACUCAGACGAGCUCUCCUCCGAGCCGUGCAGUCCUUCACCUCGUUGUGCCAGACGAGAUCCAUCUCAACUCUUGCUGCGGAUCAUCCAAGCCGAUGCCGAGUCCAGCCGGAAGAACAAAGGCGCUCUUAAGUCUAUGUUUGGUUCACGUUCGCGCUGGUAACCGAGAGUUCGUUUGAAAAGCGAGAGAGCUUGAGCGUCUCCAAUUUUGUUUGAUACCAAGAGGUCCGAGAGAAAUAACUUUAAA